AUGGAGGGCCAGACUCACCAAGGCAACAGCCAAGGUACCUAUUUCACCCAACAACACCAGCAACCGUUUACUGCGCAAUCUCUACUCAGCAAUCAAUCCACCUCGACAUCCUCGCAAACAAAUUCAUCACAAGACAUACGACUAUACCCUGCCAACGCUCAAUUAGAAGCUGAAAUGCGCACGCAAAUGCAAGCUCAGCCGGCUACAGACCAACAACUUCAACAGGGCCAGGCGCAAUCACAAGGCAUCUGUGGGAAGGCUGCAACCGCUCAAUUUCUACAAAGCGUCAAUCUUGUUGCAGAGGCAGCUAGACGUGCUCAGAUAGGCAUUUUGAUGAGGGAUUUAGAGGAGAUUUCUUUUGAUUAA
This is a messenger RNA of Microsporum canis CBS 113480, 366 nucleotides long. RefSeq lists its product as uncharacterized. The record is from RefSeq and is a predicted model, not a curated record. Bases 1 to 366 code for a protein of 121 amino acids. The transcript has a single exon. Lineage: Eukaryota; Fungi; Ascomycota; Eurotiomycetes; Onygenales; Arthrodermataceae.